Messenger RNA from Moneuplotes crassus, 511 nucleotides. Lineage: Eukaryota; Ciliophora; Spirotrichea; Euplotida; Euplotidae. The record is from the annotation of a GenBank genome assembly.
UAAUAAUAUUAGCUUAAUGAUCAGCACGAAGAACAGGAUUGAGGUACAAGAGACUGAUGAUAUGUGAGAUGUACAUGAUGAAGGACUGGUUAUGGUAAACUCUUUAGGUCCUGUUAAGGAAUGACACUGAAGUGUUCUACUGAGUGAUAAAGGGAGUAUUAGAAGUGAAGAGGUUGAUGGGUUUAUGGAAGAGUUGGGUGAGGAGUUUACUAAGAGACAGCGUUUGUCACAGCAAUUUGAUGAGUUUAAGUUUCAGAUUAAAGAUGGGAUGGAGCCUGGGUCUAUCUGAAAGCCGAGGUUUGUUAAGAAGUAUCCAUUACUCAGAAAAGUGAAAACACGCAAAGUGUCAAAAUAUGGACAAAGUCAGCUUAAAAAUAGAAAGAGUACAGCUGGGACUAUAAGCAUAUCCUCGCCUCAUAAGCCAAGGAUGUUAGAUACUACUAAAAAGUCCAGCCAUAAGCCUAUAAUCGAACCUCUGAUCACCAUGAGUGGAGUUGAGCCUGGAACUUAA